AUGAUGGAGAUGGUUUGGCAGCGGGCAGCGCAAAUGUUAGCGCUGGUACGUCCAUACCUACGAGUGUUGCUUCUACCAGCAGGUGCAUACACGCUCUAUCGCCUCAUACCAGCACUCAUACCCGGACCACAACAUCAGUCGAAAUUAGUGGUUCGUAAUCGAACCGUGCUGAUCACAGGCGCAAGUUCAGGCUUGGGUCGGGAAUUGGCCAUAAAAUUCUAUCGAGAGGGCGCAAAACUGAUAUUGACAGCGCGAAGUAUCGAUAAACUGAAGGAGUUGUGCGAAGAACUGAAACAAAUGCAAGAUGUUGAGAAUGAGAAUGAACCAGUUUAUGAGUAUUUGGAUAUUUGUGAUGCGAAUGGCUUCAACGAGAUCGUUUCACUGGCAAAACAACAACCUAUUGAUGUGCUGGUGAAUAAUGCUGGUUUGAGUAUGCGAGGCACUUGUAAGGACACAUCCAUGCAAGUCUAUAGACAGGUUCGAUUGCUUACUCCAGAGAUUUCAAUUUUGAUUUGUAUCGUUUUUGGCUGUCUUCUUCACAUCAUUUGUGCAUCAUCGUGA
Messenger RNA from Anisakis simplex (herring worm), 561 nucleotides. Lineage: Eukaryota; Metazoa; Nematoda; Chromadorea; Rhabditida; Anisakidae. The record is from the annotation of a GenBank genome assembly.